Molecule: messenger RNA, 16176 nt
Organism: Paramuricea clavata
Lineage: Eukaryota; Metazoa; Cnidaria; Anthozoa; Malacalcyonacea; Plexauridae
Source: the annotation of a GenBank genome assembly
GCUGGAAAUGACGACAAUAAGGUACAGCAACGAGCACUUCUACUUCAUUGUGCUGGAUCGGAUGUCCAGGUCAUUUUCGAUGUUUUGCCUGAGACGGGGAACGCAAAAGAAUACGAGAAGGCCGAAGAAGCUUUAACCAGACAUUUUGUCACCCAAGUCAACGUUCCGUAUGAGCGACACAUGUUCAGAGAAUUGGCACAGAAUGAAAACGAAACGAUUGAUCAGUUUGCUGUACGCUUGCGACGUAAAGCUCAGCAGUGUGAUUAUGGAGAUCAGCUGGAGUCUCAGAUCAGGGAUCAAAUUAUUUCCAGAUGUCGGUCGAGUGAUCUGCGCAGGAAGUUUCUGGAGAAUGGUCAGACGCUUAUCCUUAAACAAUUACAAAAAAUAGCAAGAACGUCUGAAGCUGCGAAACAGGGGUGGAAAAUUUUUUUUUCUUUCUGGGAACCUGGGUCGAAGGCUAGAAAUUUUCUGUAAAAUUUGUAAUGUUACAAUUACAAAAAUUUGUAAUGUUACAAUUACAUAAUUAUUGUAUUAUUUGUACUUUAAUAAUGGGCUUUAGGCUGGUUUUCGUACGCUUGUACUUCACAAUAGUUGUCUGUUAUAUACCACAGUUAUGAGUUAUGACCAACUAGUAAGGAUCUUGAUUUUUUCUGUGUUGGUGUUAUGUACUAAGGUGAAUAUGAUGUUUGUGAUGUUACUCUGAGUGUAUAUCCACACCGGGCAAAGUUGAAAAAUAUGCCUGGCCACGAUGGGAAUCGAACCUACGACAUUUGGAUUACUAGCCCAAUGUUCUGCCAACUGAGCUACGCGGUCAGGUCGGUUCGAGUAUGUGAUAUUUCGGACCUGAGUUUAGUUCCUUCAACAUCAAUGUAAUCUAGUAUUCCAAAGGUCGUAUAGGUUCGAUUUCCACCGUGGCCAAGCAUAUUUUUCAAGCUUGCCCUGUGUGGAUGCACACUCAGAGUAACAUCACAAACAUCAUAUUCACCUGAAAGAACUAAACUCAGUUCCGAAAUAUCACAUACUCGAACCGACCUGACCGCGUAGCUCAGCUGGCAGAGCAUUGGGCUAGUAUUCCACAGGUCGUAGGUUCGAUUCCCACCGUGGCCAGGAAUAUUUUUCAAGCUUGGCCGGUGUGGAUACACACUCAGAAUAACAUCACAAACAUCAUAGUAAGGAUCUAACGCUUAACUAAGUGUCCUAUCAUCUUAUUUAUUCCAUCACUUUUAUUUGUUUACUAUUUAAUUUGCAUUUUAUUGGAGACUUUGCAGAGCAUAUAUUUACCAUUUUACCAGUCAUUGUGAUGGCAGGGGUGGGUAAAAUAAUUAAUUUCUGUCAAAUAUUUAAAAGUUGCUGAUGUUAGCGUGUACAAUGUAAAUAAAGUAGAAUAGUUGUAACUUGAGUAAACAGAGUUAUCUCAAAAAUUUGAAAUAUUUUCAGGAAAAUUUUCUGCAAAACUCUCAACUCAAAAAAAAAUUCUGGGAACUAGGUUCCCAGGUUCCGAUACUUUUUCCACCCCAGCUACGAAAAGACAAGCAAAGAGUAUGAGUGUUCAUAAUGAUGGAGUGAACCGAGUUUCUGAAAGGCCUGGUCGACAAGACAGACGUGAAAGUAAAGGUGAGAAAGGUGGAAAAGUUAAGAAGAGUGGUGAAUGUUUUCGAUGCGGAAAACCAGGACAUUUUGCCAGAGAUCCCAGAUGCCCUGCGAAAGGAAAGGUUCCAAGUGCCACCAGAAAGGUUAUUUUGCUGUGGUAUGCAAAACCAAAAGUAUAGAUCACGGCAAACCAAGAAUGAGUUUUGUCGAUGAAGAAGAUGAAUAUGCCUUUACUGUUAAACAAACAUUGGACACGGGGAAAGUGACAGUGUCUGUUGGAGGUGUUCCAUUGGAGAUGGUCAUUGAUUCCGGAGCGAGUACGAAUGUCAUUGACAAACAUCUGUGAGAAGAUUUAAAGAAAAAACAUAUUAAAUGCACUUCGAGAAAAACCACAAAGAAACUGUAUGCCUAUGGAUCAACAACUCCCCUUAUAGUAACAGGAACAUUCACAGCAGAUGUAAAUGUAGCUGAUAGACACGAGACAACAGAAUUCACAGUUAUCGAAGGAAAGGGGGAGCCGUUGUUGGGACGAAAGACAGCAACCGAGCUUGGAGUCCUAAAGUUACAAAUUCCAGAACAGUUUGUGAACAGUGUGACUGAUCGUGUUGCGAGACAUAAAGUUUUGUUCCAAGAUAUUGGGAAACUGAAAGAGUAUCAAAUGAAGCUGCAUAUUGAUCCGCAGGUUCGACCAGUUGCACAGUCUGUUAGGCGGACUGCAUUCAGCUUGAGAGGAAAGAUCGAGGAAAAACUUGACAAGUUACUUCGUGAAGACAUUAUCGAGAAAGUUGAUGGGCCGACCCCGUGGGUGAAUCCAGUUGUGGUGGUGCCAAAGGCGAAUGGUGAGGUCAGGUUAUGUGUGGAUAUGCGAUGUGCCAACACAGCGAUUAUAAGGGAGAGACUUCCGAUUCCAACUAUUGAUGCAAUACUCCAAGAUAUGCAAGAGGGAUGUGUUUUCAGCAAGCUAGAUCUCAAGUGGGGGUACCACCAGAUAGAAUUAAGUGAAGAAUCCAGAAGCAUCACAACUUUCGUGACGCACAAGGGUUUGUUGAGAUACAAGAGGUUGAUGUUCGGUAUAAGUUCCGCGCCAGAGAAGUAUCAGCAGGUGAUUCAACAAGUGUUGCAGGAUUGCAGUGGGACAGCCAACAUCUCGGACGACAUUAUCAUUUAUGGUUUUGAUCAAGCUGAACAUGACAAGCGACUAGAAAAAGUGCUGACAAGGCUCGAGGAAAGAGGGUUAACUCUAAGGGAAAUGCGUUUUCGAUAUGCCGAAGCUUACUUUCAUGGGCUUACUCCUGUCAAACCGUGGUAUUGGUCCUACAGAAGAAAAGGUUAGAGCGGUCGUGGAAGCUCGAGAGUCGCAGAAUGUAACAGAAGUGAAGAGUUUCUUGGGCUUGGUGAAUUUCAAUGCAAGAUUUAUUCCAAAUCUCGCAACUGUUGCAUAGCCAAUGAGACGAUUGACGAAGCGAGGAGUACCAUUUUUUUGGUCCUGAGCAGCAAGAAUCGUUUAGAGAACUGAAACGUAGACUUGUACAAGCGGAAACCUUGAGUUAUUUCAAUCGAGAGGCGAAGACCAAGAUUGUUUGUGACGCAAGUCCAGUUGGGCUAGGGGCAAUUGUACUACAAGAGCACAAAGGAGAGGAUCGAGUCAUUUGUUAUGCCAGCAGAGGUCUUACCGAGGUCGAAAGACGAUACUCGCAGACUGAAAAGGAUGCGUUAGCAGUAGUGUGGUCAUGCGAAAAGUUCCACAUCUACUUGUACGGAAGACAGUUUGAACUGUGGACUGACCAUAAACCUUUAGAACGUAUCUAUUCAGCUCGUUCUAGACCAUCAGCGAGGAUUGAGAGAUGGGUUUUGAGACUGCAACCGUAUUCGUUUACAGUGAAGUACCUGCCGGGGCAUUUAAAUGUUGCAGAUUCGUUGUCACGUUUGACAAGGAUCGGAGAGAUGAAGUCCAGAAGUAUAGCUGAAGAUUAUGUCAGUUUUGUUGCAAAGACAGCAAUUCCAAGAGCCAUGAAUUCCAGAGAAAUUGAAGAAGCAUCUUCGUGCGAUGAAGAAUUAAUGACUGUUCGUCAAUGUAAAUGUUCGAAAUUGGGACAGUCCCAAUAAUCUCCCGACGGCAAUGGACCCAUGGAGUCGAUAGCGAUAUCUUGCCAUGGCCCCCCGGGUAAUUCUGUCAUUCGCAAUGGCUCUGGAUUAAUAGGUCUACUCACAACUUGGAAUCCAUGACACGUUUUUCAGAACUUUUCCGCUUCUUGGUCAAUGCCCGGCCACCAGACUAUCGUACGCAGUCGUUGUUUCAUCUUGAGAAUCCCUUGGUGGCCCUCCUGGCCUAAUUCAAUCACUUUAGGUUGGAGUUUCUGUGGUAUGACCAGCCGUGUACCUCUCAAGACAAUCUUUCCAACAAUACAAAGUUCAUCACGAACUGACUUGUAACUGGCGUCAGUUCGUGAUGAACUUUGUAUUGUUGGAAAGAUUGUCUUGAGAGGUACACGGAUGGUUAUACCACAGAAACUCCGACCAAUAGUGAUUGAAUUAGGCUACGAGGGCCACCAAGGGAUUCUCAAGAUGAAACAACGACUGCGUACGAAAGUCUGGUGGCCGGGGAUUGACCAAGAAGCGGAAAAGUUCUGCAAAACGUGUCAUGGAUGUCAAGUUGUGAGUAAACCUAUUAAUCCAGAGCCAUUGCGAAUGACAGAAUUACCCGGGGGGCCAUGGCAAGAUAUCGCUAUCGACUUCAUGUGUCCAUUGCCGUUGGGAGAUUAUGUUUUUGCUGCAACCGAUUACUACAGUCGAUACGUAGAGGUGACUAUUGCGAAGAGAAAUACGACUGAAGUUGCGAUUAAAAGUUUGGAAAACAUGUUUGCAACCCAUGGACUACCGUGGACAGUGACAAGUGAUAAUGGUCCUCAUUUGGUUGCAGAGACGUUCGAAUCAUUCCUGCAAGAAAACGGAAUUGAACACCGGAAGACAACGCGCGCCGUUGUGGCCCCAAGCAAAUGGUGAGAUUGAACGCCAGAACAGAUCUCUACUCAAGAGGAUGCAAAUAUAUAGCAAGAGUGGAAGGACAAGACUGGAGGAAAGCAGUGCAAACGUAUUUGAUUGCAUAUCGAAAUACACCUCAUCCAACGACAGGGAUGUGUCCUGCUGAAUUGAUGUUCAGAAGAAAAUUGAGAACUAAACUUCCAGAGCUGAGAGAAAAUGCUAGAUUGGAUGAAGAAAUGCGAGACAAAGACAGAGAGGAGAAGGAGAAAAUGAAAGGUUAUGCUGACAAAAGAAGGAAUGCCAAGGAGAGCAAUUUAUCUGAAGGAGACAAAGUGUUGGUGAGACAGCAGCGCAUCAACAAGUGGACAACACCGUUUGAAAGUCAACCGUAUCAAGUGAUUGAUAAACACGGAAACAGUGUAUUGGUCGAGUCACCCGAAGGUGUUCAGUAUAAAAGAAACACUACUCAUGUUAAGCCGUUCCAGGAAGGAGAAAGUGGUUCAGAGGAAAUCGAAAUGUCAGCGACAGUACCUGAAAUACCUCCAGAAGAAAGUGUUUUACAGCAAGCGGAGGGAGAAACAUCAUCUGCAGGGGAAACAUCAUCGCAAGGUGAUCGUGAUGGACCUGUGCGUACCAGACGUGCACCAAAAAGAUAUGGAGAUUAUGUUAUGAAAUAAACAUUUAGAUUACAAAAGUCGAACGUUUGGCAAACAUUUUGUAUUUAGAACGUUUAACUUAAAUUUAGAAACAUUAUAGGUAGUAUUUAGUAUAUUAUAGUGAACUUUUAAAAAACUCUUAAAAACAUUGAAAAAAGAAAGGGAUGUAGGAAAUUUAGCAUAUAUUAUAUUAUGGAAUGUUGUGGAAGCACCAUGUGGAAGCACCAUGUAAAUAUAAGUAAUGGCAGGCAGCCAUUGUGUAUUCUAAAAUAUAUACUUGGUUAGUGUGGUUGUAAUCAGUGGUCUUGUGGUUCAAUCCGUAUUUGUUAGAUUCUACACAGUAGGGCCUAUAUCCAUACUAUUUCGAUACUAAAUCCAUAGUAUGGAAAUAUACAAUUAUUAUGGAUAAUCAAAAUGACAGUUGGUGGAAGAGCAGGUAAUUGACUCGCCAAUUCACAAAAUAUACGAGCUUCAGUAGAAAGGUAAUCUGAUUCUGCCAUUUUCUCUACAGUUUAAUUAAAGCAAAGCAUGGUUUUUGCCGAAAUGGCGGCCAUCUUGGUUUGAUAUAUGUAUGCCCGGGGACCUGCUGAACUCGUCACCAGACCUCUGCAUAAAAAGUCGCCAUUUUCUAAAACAAUGCCUCCAUCUUCAAAAAUAAUGACUGCGUUUUCAAUGAUAAUGCUUCCAUUUUAUAAAAAAUUAAUGCCUCCAUUUUAAAAAGUAAUGCUUCCAUUUUCGAAAAUAAUGCCUCGAUUUUCAAAAAUAAGCACUCAGAAUUUUGGCGGUAAGGGCAUGUCAUACAAUUUGGAAAAAAGUUCAAAAGUGACUGCUUCAAAAACGAUCAGAAAUUCUACAAGUCCAAAGGACGAGUGCAAUUUGAAGUCUUUUAACUACUAUUACUAUUUAACUUAGUCUAUUUAACUACUACUACUAUUCGUUUGUUUUUCCAAAUUGCACAAGAAACCGCCAUAUACUAUUACUCAUUAAUAAUGUACAUGAAAAAAAUAUACACUCCGGCCGCGAACAAAUUCAUGGUCACGUGCAUGCAUGAAACAAAUGGGAAAUAAAUAAAUAAAUUUAUCGCCACUCAUUUGAACGCAAAUUAAAUCAAAAUGUCUUGUGACUUUUGUUUUGGCGCUUGCCACGUAUUUCCUUUUUUGCCAAUGUAUUUCGAUAAAAUUGCACCGUUUCCUCUUAGCCAGUCAGUAUCGAGACAUGUUUACAUGUGUUUUAAUAUUCCUGCAAAGCCAUUUUGAGGUGUUGAUAAUAAAUCCAUGUGAUGUUGAACAAAUAGAUUGUUUUAUAUAGUAAAUAUGUUGAAAACGUUUUGGGCUUUGAAGCACGAAGGAAAGAGAUUUUACAUUGGUUUGUAACGCUCCUGGGGAAACUCAGUGAUUAUUGGGUUGAGGAUAUAACACUAUAGCUAGCUGAAAUAAGUGGAGUCACCUGUGAGUCCGUCUUCCGGCUAUAACAGAUAGCUUGUGACUCUUAACCAAUGAAAAGGCAGAAUGAACUCAUAAUAUUAUACAAAUGUACUUCACGAUUAGAUGAAGGAAAAAUAAAAAUAACAACCUGAAAUGAACAAUGUUGUGUAAGCAUCUUCUCGUAUGUUACCUUCGUGCUCAAUAUGCAAAGAAAAAUUCUUCUUAUGAGAAAAUUGCUUCACCUCUAUGAGCGUGAACGCGAAUUCUUUCUUUGAAAUAUCACCAAUCCAACUUGCAGUUGUUGCAUAUUUUUCUAUAACUGUCGGAAGUGGUUCUGGUUUACCACUGAGGCCGAACGCAUAAAAUAUCAGUGUUUUUGAAUUAGAACCCUCCAAGACAUUAAACUGAGUUAGAAGAGAUGUCUUGUUUCCAGUGUACAGCCAGCGAAAUGUAACAUUAUCACCAACCAGUACAGUCUGUGGUUCUAUUUCUUGGAACUGGAUAUCAACAGCUUCUACAUAUAAACAAUGAAAAUGAUGUAAAAUAUGGAUAUUAUCAAAGGUAUGGAAGCGAUGCUUUAACAAUAUCAUGUGAAAAAUACACGCGCACAGAAAUAUGUGUGUCAUUUUCAUUGACAUAUACAUGAGGGUUACGAGGUUUUAUUUAGUUAGUAGUGAAUCGUUACAUCAAUUGUAAUUAUCUAUUUAUCUACACUAUUGUCUUAAUGUAGAAAAAUUUUGAUGCAAGAUGGCGGUCAGUUCUAAUUAUGUUAGCUCUACAAAAAGCGUUAAUAUUUAUUCAAUUAAAACAGUGGGAUGUCAAAGAAAUUCAAGAACAUCCAACCUGUAUAAACUUGAGCUACGAUGGUUCACGUAUUAGAUAGAGUGGGAGCUUUGAUAUGCUAAAAGAAUUUGUCGAAAGCGCUAUCAAGUUACAAGGGAAAUGGUCUUCGCCGGGUAAAAAUUCGAAGAAGUUUACUUGCUGCAGUAAUGAUAUAACAAUUACUUGGUAUGCCAAGAAACAAAACACACUUAUUUUACAUGGAAAUACAAGUUUGGUACUGAUUGAUAUGCUGAUCAAAGUCUGUAAUACCUUGUUAACAUCUUGCGAUUCCACAAUACCUCAUUUGAUAACCAAAAAAAAACAACAACAAGUUGGAAAGUAGCCUAGUCGAAUCAAGAAAUGAUGCAAACACCAAUGAUAUACCUGCGAACUCAGCUGCUGUUAAAGUUUCCGCAGAAAUGCAUGAACAUGUACCCGAAAAUGAUAUUCAAGCUAAGAGAUAUGAUGAAGAAAGAUCGACCCCAUCUUUGUGCGAAUAUUUACGCAAACCUGAUUGCGGUUGUCAAUGCGCUGUGUGCCAAUGGCUGCUGAACUUGAAGGGGUCAAGCUUGACAUGCUUAUUAUGAAUAAUAAUAUGGAGUCAAAAAUAUCUGCAGCUAUCAAUGUACGGGAGAAUGAUGAAAUAAUCCAACUUAAAAAAGAUCUUUUUAACGAAAGGAGAAAAUGUAAGCAACUCGAAAGUGAUUUAGCUAUUUUAGCCAGGGGAAGAAAUCAGGAGAUAAAUGAGUUGAAUAAUACUAUUGUUUGCCUUGAAAAUAAACUCAAGUCAACUGAAGCGAGUAAUGAAUCUUUAAGUGAAACAAUAAUGCGCAUAAAUUCAAUUAAACUAUUGAAAUCAAAACAAUGCGGAAUGCUUCCAUUCCUGAAUCGGACCAAAGAAUGUGAUCAAAUCAAUAACGACCGUAUCGAGGUGGAAACACCGGUACGUGAUAAUAUGAAGGAUGUAUGUCUAAAACCGAAUGACAUAAACCCGAGAAUAGUAAUGAGGAAAACGAGAGGGUAGUCAGCCUAUGGCAGCUAAUGUACAAGCUAGCCAAGAGGUAAAUACUAAUUUGAACGCCUCGUUGCAGUUGGAAAAAAGUCCUAAAGGAGAGAUUUCUAAAGUUUAUAGUAGUGACCAGUUUAUUCAUAACCCAAGUGGCCCUAAUCCAUCCGAAGGUCAGAAUGUCAAAUCUCAUAGGAAUAGUAUUUUACCCAACCCGCGAUCUUUACGACAAGAUACAACCUGGAUUAACUCCUUACCCUUGAUUGAUACGUCUUGUACGCGUACUUCCAGUCGCACACAAACUCGUAGUCGCUCCAACAGAACUUAUUCUAGUAAAACUACUAGCUGCAAUAAACCUAAUCAGUAUCAAGCUGCACGGCAACAACCAUCACAAAACCGUACUCGGAGUUUUCAACUACAUUUCCCCAAGCACAAUCGUCUCAAACAUUCAGUAAAUCAGAAUUUUCUCGUUCCCGAAUGAAAGAAUGGUCAGUCUAUCUCGAAUUCAUGCGUCAAGUAAUGAAGAACAAAUAACCUCCCGAAGUCACACAUAGAACGAACAUCUCCGUCCAUAUUACAGACCGUUCUAUAGAUCGUUUAAACAGCACAAAAAGCGCAAGAAUUGCUAUUUUCCCUCCUCCAACCUAAACCAUAUCACAACUUUAAACCAUGCUAAUAAGGUUAACAAAGAAACGAUACUCCCAUGUUUCUUUUUACUUAAUUCCCGCUCACUCCUUCCAAAGCUGGACGAAUUGACAGCACUACUAAGUUUCAAGCCCAUUGACAUUAUCGCAAUAACUGAAUCAUGGUUACAUGAACACAUAGACAGCAGCUUAUUGUCAAUUAACGAUUACAAUUUAUUUCGUAAAGAUCGCGCAAUUGGUCGAGGUGGCGGAGUUUGUGCUUAUAUUAAAAAAGACAUCCCCUGUAUACGACGGGUAGACCUAGAAAGUGGUAUCGUUAUUUGUGUCCUGUAUCACCCACCUGGUCUGACAAUAUCGGAACACAACGAUCUUAAUGAAUAUUUAAUUAACACUAUUGACCUACUUCGAAAUAACCACCCUGACCUUGGUCUAGUAAUUAUGGGCGACUUUAAUGAUCUUGAAAUUCGCACUUUGACCACCAGUCAAAAUCUUAAACAGGUUGUUGACCAACCCACUAGAGAAACAGCAAUACUCGAUCUUAUUCUUACAAACCUGCAUAAUUUAUAUGACCGCCCUAAUGUCCUUCUUCAUUGGGAUCCAGUGACCAUAAUAUUGUACACUGGCUACCAUCCGUCGAUAAGAAAAAUCUGGCAGAAAAAUCUGGAAAGAACUGCUCCUUCUCGCUUGAACAUAGUGGAAGAACCCUGGAUCAAUCAGAAUUAGUUACAGCUUUGAAUGUGUUCUAUGCAUCGGUGAAUAGUGACAUUCUACCACUUAAUUUAGUGGCACUCCCUGCAUUUCUUCCGGCCAAAGAACCUGCUCCAACAGUUCAACCACAUGAAUUAACAUUUUAAGGCCCACGGCCCAGAUAACGACCCCUGUCGUAUCCUGAAAGAGUUUGCCUAUGAAUUAGUCAAACCUGUUGCAACCAUCUUCAACGCAUCACUUUCAUCUGGGAUCGUCCCUGCUAUAUGGAAAGACUCAGACAUCAUACCAGUUCAAAAGGCACAACCUCCUAUCUGUGAAGGUGACACCAGACCCAUUUCACUGACACCCUGCUUGGCUAAGGUUCUUGAAGAUUUCGUGGUCGGGUGGAUGAUAACCGAUAUUAAAGACAAGAUCGACCCCAAGCAGUUUGGAUGCUUGAAAGGAACAUCCACAACUUAUUGUCUUUUAGACAUGAUCCACACUUGGUUGUGCAACUUAGAGUGUCCUGAAAAACAUCUUAGACUUUGUUUCCUUGACUUCGAAAAGGCGUUUGACCGUAUAGGACAUAAUUUAUUAAUAUUAAAGCUGUUGGACCUAGGUGUUAGAUCGUCCCUGUUGCCUUGGAUUAUCAACUUCCUAACUAACCGCCGUCAUCGGGUCAAACUUGGAGGAAAAACGUCAGACUGGUUGCCAAUGAAUGCGGGUGUCCCCCAGGGAACUAAACUCGGUCCAAUUCUGUUUUUGGCGAUGAUAAAUGAUCUCGAUGUGAAACCACACGCAACGGAUAUUUGGAAAUUUGUGGAUGACAUAUCAACAUCUGAAAAUAUCACAAAGGGCAGCAAUUCAAAGUUUCAGUUCUGUAUUGAUACUAUAAAUUCUUGGGCUUCGUGCAACCUUAUGAAACUUAACCCCAAAAAGUGCAAAGAACUACGCGUUUGCUUUCUGCGGGAAUCACCUGAUCUAUCACCAUUGUUGAUCGACGGUCAUGCGCUUGAGGUUGUGCGGUCUCAUAAAGUCCUAGGUCUGGUUAUCCAAAACGAUCUUAAAUGGAAUGCACACAUAGAAUCAGUUGUAUCCAAGGCUUCUAAACGUUUAUAUAUCAUCCGCAUAUUACGACGAGGUGGUGUCCCUGCGGAAGACUUAUUGAGUAUAUACUUUGCCUUAAUACGAUCGGUUCUGGAGUACUGUUGUGUGGUAUGGCAUCAUGCCCUACCUUUGUACCUUGCCGAUGAUUUAGAGCGAGUGCAAAAACGAGCGCUGAGGAUCAUUUUACCGGGUUACUCUUAUAGGGAAGCAUUAGCACAACUUGGGUGUUCCAGAUUGGAUGAAAGGCGAGAACGACAUUGCCUCAAUACUAUGAAACGCAUAGAAAUUGAAGGACCACUGUCAAAAUAUGUUCCAUUGUCUAGGGCUAGUUCAAAUGAUUAUGAACUUAGAAACUCUAACACAUUAACAACAAUAAAAUGCCGAACAGAAAGAUAUCGCCGUAGCUUUUUCCCAGUACAGUAGCUCUAUAUAAUAGUUAUAGUAAAGAAACUUAAGCGUGAUACUUAAUUACGAUGAUUUUAAUGCAAUUCAAUAAGAUUUUUAGACUUGAUGCAUGCAACUAAAUUUUUAUAUAUGUAAAUAUAUAGCGUACCAAUUUUGUAAACGCACCAUAAUUCAAUCUAUUGCGAAGGUGUGUAUCUUAAACCAUUAAUAAUAAUAAUAAUAAUAAUAAUAAUAUAUAUAUAUAUAUAUAUAUAUAUAUAUAUAUAUAUAUAUAUAUAUAUAUAUAUAUAUAUAUAUAUAUAUAUACAGGGUGUAUAAAAAAAAACUGAACAGAUUUGAAAUUGCUCUCAAUUUCGCAAAACACCUAUUUGUAUCUGUUUUUAUAUAUAUAGCUUCUUUGGGUACUUAUAAUGUAAAAUAAUGAAAAAAAUUUCCCGAACUCAAAUUUUGUGAACCAGGGGGGGGGGGGGUCUUUUCCAACAAACUAAAAAUGGCUCGCGCACAAAAUUUAAAAGCUGUAAUAAUAUUUUGAGUUGAUAUAUUGAAAAUUUGUCGGGUUUUUAAUUACUGUACAAAAUUUCAGACAAUUUGGUUUAGUUUAAGCCCUUUAACUAUUCAUUUUGUUCUAAAAAGUCAGCCUUUCGCAUGCUUAAUUAAUGCGUUUACCUAAUUUGCAUAUUGCUGACAUAUGCAAAUUAGGCAAAUGCAUUAAUUAAGCAUGCAAAUAGCUGAUUUUUCGGGAAAAUUGUAACUUUGCGUAAAUAGUUAAGGGGCUUAAACUAAACCAAAUUGUCUGAAAUUUUGUACAGUAAUUAAACUCCCGACAAAUUUUCCAUCUGUUAACUCAAAAUAUGAUUGCAGGUUUUAAAUUUUGUGCGCGAGCCACUUUUAGUUUGUUGGAAAAGACACACCCCCCUGGUUCGCAAAAUUUGAGUUCGAGAAAUUUUUUUCAUUAUUUUACAUUAUAAGUACCCAAAGAAGCUAUAUAUAUAAAAAACCAGCUACAAAUAGCUGUUUUGCGAAAUUGAGAGCAAUUUUAAAUCUGUUCAGUUUUUUUUGAUACACCCUGUACACAGGGUGUAUAAAAAAAAGCAACAUCGGAAUUUCCUAAGAAAUCACUUUGCAAUUCUUAAGCAUAAAAGAUUUUAGGCCCCUGGGAAUUGAAAUCGAAUUGCUAAAUAGAUCAUAUUACUGUUGUUGUGCAUUAAAUAAAUGCAUAAAUUUUGCUUUAUGCACUCGCGUGUGCAGUAAUUUUGACAGUUAUGCUAUUUUAAAUUCCCAGGCGCCUAAAAUCUUUUGUCUUUAAAACAAUGUCGAUUUCUUGGGAAAUUCCGAGAUUGCGCUUUUUUUGAUAUACCCUGUACAUUGAUUUGAAACACAGAGUGUCAGAGUUAAGCCUGUUUUCCACUAGGCGGAAUUUUGCGCGCGAAGCGGAAUUUUUCUUUGUCUUGUGAUUUCUCGGGUGGAACUAAUUAGAAAAGACAAAGAAUAAUUCCGCUCCGCGCGCAAAAUCCGCCUAGUGGAAAACAGGCUUUAAAUGUCAAAAUACCGCGUGCCGAUACAGCCAAUAUCAACUAUGGUCUGGAUGGAUUAACUAUUGCGCGUAGAGUUAAUUUCGGUUAAAGGUGCUGUAAAGUCCGUUAACCGUUCUGCGCAUCAGUUCUGCUCAUAACAAAAGGGGACCUACAGAUAUAAACAUUGCCCAAAUUUUGCUUGCAUCUUUCUAACUUUUUUGAAUUGAAACGUAGAGUUUAUAUUCAUUUACAAGCAUAGCGAACCACAAACGUGCAUGUUAGAUAUUCAGCGGUUACUCAUAUUUUACAAAUAUAGCAGUUCAAAAUGUAAACAAAAUGUUUGUUUACGUUACGGACUUUACAGCAUCUUUAAAGUGCCUAUAUCAUGGUUUUGGAGUUUGCAUAUCUCGAAGGUUUAGGGCAUUUUAAGGCACUUUGUAUCAUUGCAACAAAAUUGUCCUUUUGACGUCAUGGCCGGUAACUUUAAGAGCUAAUAAAUCCAUCAAGAUGAAAUUUUUCAAUAACAAAAUAUAUUGCAAAGUGUCUUUUUAAAAUACCCUAAACUUUCGAGAUAUGCAAACUCCAAAACCAUGAUAUAGGCACUUUAAAGGUUUACGUCUCGUAGGGCAACCUGUUUUGAAUUAGCUGUAUGCGUUUAUACAAGUCCAACCAGUAGAGCACCAAUUUUAAACAAGAAUAUGUUUAUAGUUUGAAAUCUGUAAACUUCCUUAAUUAAAGAAAGUACAUUUAUUACACCAAGGGGGGGGGGAUGAAGAUGUCUUGCAAAAAGCACAUAUUUUUACAGGGCCCCUGUUGUGGUUAUCGGUAAAUUUCGAUGCCCCCCCUCCAAGUUUUUAAAAUUUUCAAUGCCCCCCUCUAGAAUUCGGAAUCGAAGGAGUACAAUCCGGAAUUCUCUCCGGAUGUCUGAUAUACUCAAGUGCUUCUCCUCAACAAAACUACCGAUCUGCUGCUUCUUUCAUCUCACUAGCGCCAGAUGAAAUGGCACUGUCUUUAAAACAUUUUAAAUUUGCUCUAGGGGUGGAAUUAUCAACAGGUUGUUGUUGUCCAUCAUUCAGCGUAUUCGGAGUCUUGAACACGUUCAUGUAGUGGCCAGGAUUUCCUGGAUCAGGGUAAUGUGCUGGAACCUUACAGUAUGUUGCCCCCACCCAACGUAUCUCCCGGCAUCUGUUGCAAAUGUCUUUGCAUGCCUGUCAAAAAUGCAUGCAAAAGUGCCAGUAUGCUUCAAUUUCUUUAACUUCCAUCCCGUUUGUACGAAAUAUCCCAUAAACAUAGAACAUAUCAUUCUUGCAAAUUGUAUAUGCUUUUUUGCUUUUUGGCGCGUAAAUUACUUCACAAACCUGGCGCAAAAGAAUUUAAAAUAAGCUAUAGGUGAUUUCAUGUAUCCAUUUAGAAGAGCAGACAAAGGAUAUCUUAAAACUGAAAUCGGUUUCGAAUACAACCAUCAGGGACGUAGCAAAGCAUCUGACAUUUGGGGGGGGGGGUAUGUCAGAGGAUUAUACGUGUAAUAAUUAUAAUAAAGCUUUUUGUGAUUGAUUGGCACUCUUAUACUAAGUUUUGGGAGAAGAGAGGGGUCUGGGGGUCCUUCCCCAGAAAAUUUUUACAUUUUCGAAGCUCUAGGACUGAAUUUCUGGCGUUUUCUAAAGCAAAUUUCGCAAACAAAUUGCAUGUAAAUUGACUGUAUUUUACAAAAAUGGUUAUCAUUUCACAAAAAUAAUUACUUUAUUACGCAAAUUUUACCUGAAACUGAUGUAAAAAUUUUAACUUUAAUUUGCUGGGAUCAAACUUUUGAAAAGUUUAGAGCCCCACCCUUCAGUAUAUCAAGAACUUUCAGAGCCCCCCCCCCUUUAAUGCCAGAAAAUAUUUCAGAGCCCCCUUAACAUCUUCUUCCCCCUCGGCAUAAUAAAUGUACUUUCCCUUACAAUUACAAAUCAGUAGGUAUUAUAUCCCACGACAUGCAGACACACACUUAGUCUAGUCGGAACAAUGAGUUUUAGAUCAUUAACUGAAUUAAGACGAAAUACACGGCACUGUCACUGCAUGAUGACACUAUUUCCCAGAUCUAGACUUUAAGUGACACCAACUUACCGGGAUACCAACAGUUCUCUUCUCUACUUCAUCCGACAUUGUUUCACGAAGAACGUUACAGGCAACAAAAUGCUCUGUGAGAACCAACACGAAGCCAAACAACACAAAACUGAUAAAAGACAUAUUCGGUGAAACUUCUUCUGCUACGGUGAAUUUGCUGGAGAAAAUAAAGCACAAAAAUACACGUAACAUGUUUAUGAAAAAUGAAGAACGAUUAAUACAAUUAUUUAUUUGUCGUGUUUAUAUAAGGCCGCCUCACAUAUCGAUUUUGUCCACGAGAAACGUCAUAUGAUUGUUUGGGGGUGGGGGUGGGGGGUUGCAGCUGUGACGUUUCUCUGUAAAACAUCAUGGAAAAAUUCGAUAGUUUUUCCGGAAGCGUUAGUCCUUGUGUUGUGACCUCGAAAAGUGCCUAGAAAACGAUUUUAAUUAAGCAUUUCUUAGAUCUGAAAUAUUUUUACGGGAACUAACACUUUCGAACACGCUGAUCGAGUUCAUGCAAAUCCGAAAAGUUCCCACUCCCUACACCCGCAGUUUUCUCACAAACUCCGUAGACCCGCAGUUUUCUCGUAGGUCCCGCUGUGAUUUCAAGCGUGCGGGUUGUAAUUACAUUUAUUAUUGAAUCGGUCCCUGAUUAAGAUGAACAUAACUAAUCAAGAACUGUAGGGUCUUCGCUCGAAACGUCGAAAUUCUCCUUAUACUUUCAGGUAGUUGCAUCCUACCAACGAAAGUUUGAUAUACCUAUAAUCAAACAUCAUGCAGCAUAAGGAUUCCUUAUAGCCAACCAAUUAAUGUUACUUCCUCCAUCCUCAAUCGAGACUUAUCACCCAUCUGAAAACGGGGAUAACUUACACUAAAUAAGCGAAACAGAAAGGGGAUGGUCCCAAGAGAAACAAGAGAAUGAUUCGCAUCGGGAAAAGACCUCGAAACUGGACCUGGAAGUGCCGAACCCAGGUGGACAGAACAUGAAGCGGAACAAGCUUCGACAAAAGCAAAACCGACGACAAAUGGUAGAGAAGCAUGACUGGGACGCUCGAAGCAGCUAAACGCGAAUGCCUCGUUGCCAGCUCUUUAUUGUAUAUUCACAUUAUAUAUUCAUACUACAACGUGUUGUGCGUAACAGUGCGGGCGUAUCUUAAUUCACGGUUACUAACUUUUUAUUAACCGAGCGCGAGGUCUUUACACUGCGAGAAAUAUCGGACCGAGGUCUGAUAUUUCUUUGUAAAGACCGAUCGA